UGUAGCCGACUGGCGCCAUCCGCCAGUUCAGAGAGAAUGCCUUCACUGUAAAAAAACCUGGGACAUAAACACAAUCUGAUCAGUCAGCUCUGCAGCCGCAGCUAGUGUGAGCCGCUGAUAAAAUCCACUCAGCCAGCAACAAGGUGUAUGAGGAAACAGACGGCAAGGAUCACUGUGUGGAUUCUUUAAUCUAAAGAGACCAAAUAUUGGACUUCUUUAAUAUAUAUAUAUAUAUAUAAAUAUAUAUACAUAAACCUUUUUGUAAAAACAUCCAAGCUUGUUCCGAAGUUUGAUCGCGAUGGAAGUCGAUCAGCCCCGCUGGAUGAGUCACCACCAUCCUGCCGUGUUAAAUGGACAACAUCCCGAUUCUCACCACCCGGGUCUUGGCCAUGGUUAUGUGGACUCGGCGCCGUAUCUCCCGUCCGAAGAAGUGGAUGUACUCUUCAACAUCGACGGCCAAGCCAACCACGUUGCUUCUUACUAUGGAAACUCGGUCAGGGCAGCCGUGCAGAGAUACCCCGCACCUCACCACGGGGGUCAGGUUUGCCGCCCUCCUCUGCUUCACAGCUCUCUGUCCUGGCUUGAUGGAGGAAAAGCCCUUGCAUCUCAUCACAAUGCUUCUCCUUGGAACCUGAGUGCUUUCAGCAAGGCCCCGCUCCACCACAGCUCCCCGGGAGCUCUUUCCGUUUACCCUCCAUCCUCUUCAGCAUCCCUCUCGGCGGGACACUCCAGCCCUCAUCUCUUCACUUUCCCCCCCACCCCUCCCAAGGAUGUCUCCCCAGACCCCACCAUCUCCACCCCUGGGUCCACCAGCUCCAGCCGCCAGGAGGACAAGGAGUGCAUCAAGUACCAGGUGUCCCUGGCUGAGGGCAUGAAGUUGGAGACAGGAUCCUCUCACCCUAGAAGCAGCAUGGCAUUAGGAGGGUGCUCAACCGCAGCCCAUCACCCUCUGACCACUUACCCAUCCUACGUCCCUGAAUACAGCACCAGCCUCUUCCCAUCUGGCAGUCUGCUUGGAACUUCUCCCCCAAGCUUCUCUUCCAAAGCAAGACCAAAAGCACGCUCUAGCACAGGGGAUCGCGAAAAAAUACUUCGUGACUGUAAAUUGCACCAUUUGGAAGUUGACCGAGCAAGCUGUAGUGAUCUGGGGAUAUGUGCAUUCGACAUUUUAAUAGAAGGUCGAGAAUGCGUGAACUGUGGAGCCACUUCUACACCCCUGUGGAGGAGAGACGGUACUGGGCAUUAUCUGUGUAAUGCUUGCGGUCUUUACCACAAAAUGAACGGCCAGAACCGACCUCUUAUCAAACCCAAGAGGAGACUGUCUGCUGCUAGACGGGCAGGGACAUCCUGCGCAAACUGUCAGACCACUACCACCACUCUGUGGAGACGGAAUGCCAAUGGAGACCCCGUGUGCAACGCCUGUGGGCUCUACUACAAACUCCACAAUAUUAACCGACCACUGACCAUGAAGAAAGAAGGAAUUCAGACCCGGAACCGGAAAAUGUCCAGCAAAUCCAAGAAGAGCAAAAAGACCCACGACGGUCUGGAUGAGUUUUCAAAGAGCCUCAUGGACAAGGCCAGUUCGUUCAGCCCCACAGCACUCACGAGACACAUGUCGCCCAUUCAUCACAUCCCACCAUUCAGCCAUUCAGGCCACGUGCUGACGACACCAACCCCGGUUCAUCCAUCCUCUGGUCUGUCUUUUGGACCUCACCACCCCUCUAGUAUGGUCACUGCGAUGGGCUAGAGAUCUCCAGCGGGAAGCUGCAGAGCACGCCUGCUUUGCAUUAACAUUUUCCAAACGAGGGAUUAAACAAAAAUGCGAGCGACUUCAACUGUUUUCAGAUGAUAGGAAAUCUCUGAGACUGAGCAACCAUAAACUUUACUUCAAUUAACAAGCUUUGCUUCAGAUAAGAGUUUCCCUAGACAUCACCUAUAAGGAGCUCGGUAUGCUGUGUAUGUAUACUGAGUCGUCAACCAUCAUUUGUGAAUACACCAUUGUAGUCUCGUCACCUGUUUAUUUGUGAGACAGGAUCUUGUGCUGUGAAAUAUCAUUUUAAACAAAAUACCACUGACCCCGCCCUUCUUCUCUCCAGCUUCCACCAACCCCCACCCACUCCACCCCCCCACCAACCACAACCCCAAAUCCUGAAAAUACCUGUAAAAUAUACAAGGAAGAAUGGUCAACCAUGAGACUGUGUGGGGCUUCUUAUGUGCAACAUGAUCAGCCGUGGGUGAGAGGACUCUCAGACCAAGAGAGAAAGAGAGACACACAUAAUUUGAAGGAGGAGACAGCAAACUCACCAAAGGGAGCCAGACAACUCCUCUCUGCUCGUAAAACUGCCGAAAACUAACUCCCAGAUCUACUGCCUCACACCAGCGGAAGUUGUUUGAUGCAUUACCUUGUAGACAGACCAUUUAUCUGGCCUCCAGCCUCCACAUAGGAAGUGCUAUCAGUUGCAAGCAAUCAGUGUAAUACACGGAUAUUACCAAUGAAGAAUCUGGACAUCUAUUGUCCCUGGCUGAAAUGCAUUGUGAACAAGUUCCUGUAACUGUUGUUUGUAAGUAAUUCAAACUACCAGAAGAAGAUGUAGAAGAAUUAUUUCAUUACAUGCUGUACACGCUGGAUGGUUGUAUACAUUUAACAAUUAUAAUUGCUAGUGGAUUAAAAAAAAGACUGCAACAGUUUUGUUGGAUAAUUUUUUAAGAAAAAAAUAAACUAGACUUAAUUUUGUUGAUCUAUUGCGAUUCUGCUUGAGAGGGUUUUUUAAAUUUUGUUUUGGUUUGCUGAUGUUUGGAUGGUUUCCUGGCACCACAAUGUCUGUUUUUGCUUGUCCGUCUCACCACAAAAUUUCUGCGUUUGUGGUUGUACAGGAAAUAUAAAAAUUGCAUGUUAGCACUAUUGGCCUCAAAGCCUAAGGCCUAGUGACAAAAUACUGUGGUUCUGGUAAUGUGUACCUCCUGUAAUCUCCAGGGUUUGCUCUGAGAGUUUCUGUAGCCUUGAGAGUUAAGUACUGUAAAUGUUGUCUCCUUCACAUAAAACAUUAAAAAAAAUUUUAAAAAAAUCUUAGCUCCUCUUGCAACUUUUAACUGCUACAGUCUAUUUAAGUAAAAUGUGAAUAAAACAUUUAUUUACAAGCCCUUAAAAGAAAUCUUUUUUUUUGCUUUCAAUGUCCAAUCUUUUCUACCUCAACCACAUGGAAGUUAAUCAAGGACUAAAUAACUGUAAAAACUCAUUAAAUUCAGCACAUCUGGGAGUUAACAAGCAAGUUAUUGGCAGUCCUUUUAAUAGUGCAGUGCCAGUAAACCACCCAAAAACUCGAUGGUGCUGUGCACCCUUACCCACGGUGCAGAGCAGGCACAUCAUAUAACAACCCCUUGUGCAUCUUUUUAGUGGCUGUUUUUUACACACGUUGCCCCAUCACACCUCUUUCCUUUUUGUUGUAAAAUAAUUUCUGUCUUGUUCUUGUUGUUUUCGAGGUACUGACAAAGCCAAAACAAAAGGGGUGCAAUAUGACAUAGAAAACUGGCAGCAAAAGCGAAUAUAACAGGUUCUAAGUUAUUUGUACAAUUAUGCAGUACCUUUCAGAUGUGGAGCUUUGAGGAUACAGUAUUUCUCUUUUUUUUCUAGUAAAGUAAGUUAUUG
This is a messenger RNA of Pristis pectinata (smalltooth sawfish), 3646 nucleotides long. RefSeq names its product GATA binding protein 3 (gene gata3). Gene Ontology annotation, cellular component: nucleus. Gene Ontology annotation, molecular function: RNA polymerase II cis-regulatory region sequence-specific DNA binding; zinc ion binding; DNA-binding transcription factor activity, RNA polymerase II-specific. The coding region runs from base 299 to 1747 and encodes 482 amino acids. The transcript has 7 exons. Gene Ontology annotation, biological process: cell fate commitment; positive regulation of transcription by RNA polymerase II; regulation of epithelial cell differentiation. The record is from RefSeq and is a predicted model, not a curated record. Lineage: Eukaryota; Metazoa; Chordata; Chondrichthyes; Rhinopristiformes; Pristidae.